UAUGGUUAAACUGUGGUAAUACCAAUUCGGAGCUUGCUGGGUUUGUUCUCGGAGUUGCUCCUAUGACUCCUAUCAGUCCUUCGUGAAGAAGACAGGUGCCAGAAAAAUUUUAAUACAGAAGAGUUCUUUGCACUAAAUGCUAUUCCUGGAAACGCUACUACCUACAGAGCCAAAGUUAUUCUUAUUACAAGUGUUCUCUUGUAUCUAAAUUUACCAUUGAAAUUUAGCCAUAUAGUUUUUGACCAAAAUAGGAGCUAAUAUAGAAGAAGAAGAAAUAUAUAAAAAUCUGAAUAUAUGUUAAAAAAUUUACCUAAUGAAAGAGAGAGAGAGAAAGAGAGAGGAUUUAUGAAUAACGCAAGAAAAAAUAUAGAAGAUUUAGAUAAUGUAUCUUUAUCAAAACAAGCUAAAAAUACAUCUUUUCAGGCUGCUUUUAGUAACUUGAAGAAAUCUGAGUUUUUCAAGGAUGUGUCAACUUCUAAACCUGAAACGUCUGUGGCAACAUUUUCAAACAGAUCCAACACUGUCCUUGUCAGUCCAAAACAGAAAGGCAACCCUUUGUUGAAGUUUAUAACCAAUGUACUAUGGGAGUAUUCUGACAUUGUACCAGAUUAUGUAAUGGGAAAGACUACAUGUGCUCUUUUCUUAUCGAUUCGUUAUCAUCAACUAAAUCCGGAUUAUAUUCAUGAGAGACUUAAAUUAUUGGGCAAUGCUUACAACCUGCGAGUGCUCUUGGUACAAAUUGACGUCGCUGAUCCUCAUCAUGCUCUAAAACAUCUAACAAGGAUUUCUAUUUUGGCAGACAUGACAAUAAUAUUAGCAUGGAAUGCUGAGGACGCAGGAAAAAUUAUUGAAACUUACAAAAGAUAUGAAAGCAAACCGCCUGAUGAUAUCAUGGAACGUAGCGAUACAGCACCUCAUCAAAAAUUAGUUAACUCUUUAACGACGGUAAAAUCUAUCAACAAAACUGAUGCAACAACUCUUCUAACAACCUUUGGCACAUUAGCUGACAUUGUAAAAGCACAACCCAAUACUUUGGCUUUGUGUCCUGGAUUUGGUUUGCACAAAGCUCAAAAGCUUCACAGGGUUUUGCAUGAAUCUUUUUUACGCACAUCAAAUGUCUCUACAAAAUAAUAUAAAAUCUUUCAGUGUAUACAAUAUUUUCAGUAUUAAGUAUGCUUCAAUUGUACUGGAAUAAAAUAAUUGAAGUUAAAAUA
Vollenhovia emeryi is the source of this 1214-nucleotide messenger RNA. It is a transcript of the gene Ercc1, whose product is annotated as DNA excision repair protein ERCC-1. Gene Ontology annotation, cellular component: nucleotide-excision repair factor 1 complex; nucleus; ERCC4-ERCC1 complex. The transcript has 7 exons. Bases 295 to 1131 code for a protein of 278 amino acids. Lineage: Eukaryota; Metazoa; Arthropoda; Insecta; Hymenoptera; Formicidae. Gene Ontology annotation, molecular function: damaged DNA binding; single-stranded DNA binding. The record is from RefSeq and is a predicted model, not a curated record. Gene Ontology annotation, biological process: mitotic recombination; nucleotide-excision repair; UV-damage excision repair.